AUGCCGUCCCAUGCACUUCACGAUGACUAUCCAUGGACAACCGCCGAUCUCCCAUUGGUGGUAUCGGCGCCCAUGAUGAAAAUCACAAUGGGUCGUCUGGCAGUCUCUGUGUCGGCGAACGGCGGGAUUGGGUUUCUGGCGGGCGGCUUCGACCUCUCUUCUCUGCUGCAGAACCUCUCCGAAGCAGCAGAAUAUGCAAAGUCCACAAACGUGCCCCUCCGUGACGGGUUACUCCCUAUCGGCGUGGGCAUCCAGAAUUGGGGUAGCUCCCUCGAACUGCUGGCCGAAGCCCUGGAGAAGCAUCCCGUCGCGGCGGUGUGGUUCUUCGCGCCCACGCACCUCAGCGAUCUCCUCGACUGGGCUAAAGCUGUCCGCCACCUGAGCAACGAGCGCACCAAGAUCUGGGUCCAGGUGGGCACGGUGGCCGAGGCGAUCGAAGUCGCCAAGACGACGAAACCGGACGUCUUGAUCGUGCAGGGCUCCGACUCGGGCGGCCACGGACUCGCGCAGAGGGCCAGUCUGCUCACGCUCCUUCCCGAAGUGAAGGACACCUUUGAGAGAGAAGGCAUCAACAUCCCCGUCCUCGCCGCCGGUGGCAUCAUGGACGGACGCGGCGCCGCGGCCGCGCUGGCCCUCGGUGCCGACGGCGUGUGUCUGGGCACACGGUUUCUCGCGUGCGACGAGGCCGUCAUCGCAAAGGGCUACCAGGACGAAGUGCUGCGCGUCACCGACGGCGGGACCAGCACCGUCUCGACCACCGUCUACGACGUCGUCAGAGGCAUCCGCGGCUGGCCUCAGGCGUACACGGGCCGCGGCGUCGCGAACCGCACCUACCUGGACGCGGUGCACGGCGGCAUGGGCGACGCGGAGAACGUCGAGCUCUACAAGCAGGCCAUGGAGAUGGGCGAUGCGGGCUGGGGCCCCGAAGGGAGAAUGACCACCUACGCGGGCACGGGCAUAGGAUUGGUUAAGGAGGUCAGGUCCGCGGGGGAUAUUGUGCGCAGCGUCCAGCGAGAGGCGGUUCAAGUCCUACAGAAGUCUGCCUCGAGAUACGGGAAAUGA
Fonsecaea nubica is the source of this 1062-nucleotide messenger RNA. RefSeq lists its product as hypothetical. The transcript has a single exon. Lineage: Eukaryota; Fungi; Ascomycota; Eurotiomycetes; Chaetothyriales; Herpotrichiellaceae. Bases 1 to 1062 code for a protein of 353 amino acids. Gene Ontology annotation, molecular function: nitronate monooxygenase activity. The record is from RefSeq and is a predicted model, not a curated record.